This is a messenger RNA of Caretta caretta (loggerhead turtle), 867 nucleotides long. Lineage: Eukaryota; Metazoa; Chordata; Testudines; Cheloniidae. The record is from RefSeq and is a predicted model, not a curated record.
AUGCGCCUCCAGAUUGACUGCCCUUUCACCUGCCCGGCCAACAGCCACUACGAGCUGUGCACUAGAUCUUGCGAUUUCACCUGCGCUGGCUUGUUCUCCCCUGCCCAGUGCACUGCAAAAUGCUUUGAAGGCUGCCAGUGUGAAGCCGGCUACGCAUUCAAUGGGGAAACGUGCACGUCCAUGGAAGGAUGCGGCUGCGUGCAUGAUGGACGCUACAUCAAGGCCGGGGAGAGCAUCAUCUCCGGUGCUUGCUCCGAGAAGUGCACCUGCCAGGCCUCAGGCGGGCUUGUCUGCGAGCCACACAGCUGCCCCGAAAAGGAGAUCUGUGCGCUCCAGGACGGGGUGCGCGGCUGCGUGAAGCAGGAAGGCCGGUGCACGCUGCUCCCCGGAGCCCAGCUCACCUCCUUCGACGGUGCCUCUGGAGGAGAUCUCCACAGUGGAGCUUACGAGCUGGCCUCUCUCUGCAAUGACAGCGCCCCCUCCUGGUUCAGGGUGGUGGUGGAUGUCAGGGCAUGCAGCGAUGGGGCAGUGAUGGCUGGGACAACCGCCUACAUUUUCUUCCAAGAUGCUUUCAUAGCUGUGAAAAGGAACAAGGAGACCUGGAUCUCCGAUGCUGUGUCUGUGCACAAGUCUCAGGGCGGCGUGGCCGUGGUCCAGGCCUCGGGGAUGAUGGUUCUGUUCAGCCCCAGUGGGGAGGUGACGCUGAGAGUCGGCGAGAGCCUGGCUAACAAGCUGUGCGCAUCCUGUGGGAACUUCAAUGGCGACGUCUCUGACGACCUGCGGCUGCCCAGCGGGAAGGUCGCAGGGAACAUCACUGAGGUCAUCGAUGCCUGGAAGGCCAGAGACUUCUCUGGGUGUGAUGUCUAA